This is a messenger RNA of Cryptotermes secundus, 3380 nucleotides long. It is a transcript of the gene Vps24, whose product is annotated as charged multivesicular body protein 3. Gene Ontology annotation, biological process: late endosome to vacuole transport; endosome transport via multivesicular body sorting pathway; protein transport. The coding region runs from base 1 to 666 and encodes 221 amino acids. The transcript is spliced from 7 exons. The record is from RefSeq and is a predicted model, not a curated record. Gene Ontology annotation, cellular component: ESCRT III complex; multivesicular body. Lineage: Eukaryota; Metazoa; Arthropoda; Insecta; Blattodea; Kalotermitidae.
AUGGGUUUGUUUGGAAAGACUCAGGAAAAGAAUCCUAAGGACAUGGUAAACGAGUGGUCACAUAAAAUAAGGAAAGAAGGUUAUCAGCUUGAGCGGCAGAUAAGAGCUAUUCAGCGUGAAGAAGAUAAAGUUAAACGCUCACUGAAGGAGGCAGCUAAGAAAGGUGACAAGGGAGUGUGUACAAUACUUGCCAAAGAAGUCAUAAGAGCACGGAAAGCAAUUAGUAAGAUUAAUACAUCCAAGGCACACCUUAACUCCAUACAACUACAGAUGAAGAAUCAACUCGCAACCUUGAGGGUGGCUGGUUCCCUUCAGAAGUCAACAGAAGUGAUGCAGGCAAUACAGUCACUGGUUCGUGUCCCUGAAGUGGCAGCUACAAUGAGGGAUUUAUCCAAGGAAAUGAUGAGGGCUGGGAUUAUUGAGGAGAUGAUGGAAGAAACCAUGGAUAUUCUUGAAGACCAGGAUGAGUUGGAGGAAGAGGCGCAAGAGGAGGUCGACAAGGUAUUGUGGGAACUGACAGCAGGACAACUUGGGCAAGCCCCAGCAGCUGUUACUGACACUCUCCCAGCAUCCGGAGUUUCGGAGGCAGCUGGAGCAUCAGCUGUCCUGGAGGAUGCGGAGGAACUGGAAGACAUGCAGAGCAGGCUGCAGGCUUUACGCAGCUAACCUGUAUUACCAUUGCACUGGCUGUUCUUUUGUGGCAGACAGUGGUCUAAUUCAAGCUCGGACAUUCUCAUGAUGGCACACCAAAACAUCUCAGACAAUAAUAGAUGCCACACAGAAAGAGACUGCCAUAGAUCAACAACAACACAGCUGUGAAACGUUGAUAUGCCAACAUCAUCAAACCAUACUGAGGUUUCUGUCCACUGCUGCCAUGGCAAGCACACGGUGGUGAGUUUGCGAACUUUAUAGUCAAACCUAGUAUAUUUAGCUGGUACCUGGUUUGAAGAUUGGGUUCCAUCUGUGAUGUUUGUAGCUUUCCACACUGUUUCCAGCCAAUGACAUGCUAUUCUUUUUUCCUUUUCAGUAAUUCAUAUGCAGAUGCUUUGAUGGCCCAAGCAACACACAGUUAACUUGAGUGACCGAUACAUGCCUUUGCUUGUAGUGCAUCACUUGAUACUGAUAUAACAUGCACAUAGCUGCACAUCUUAGGCAGAUGAGUGAUGCACUUUCAGUGGAUUAAACCAUCCACACUGAGUACUUUUUGGGCUAGUUUAGAAUAAAAAACUGUUAAGGGCCAUGAGAAGAAUGGUGGAGUUAUGUCUCUGCUCCCCCACAUGUCUUCAUGUUGUAAUGAUUCAUUAAUUAAGCAGAGGGACAGCUUUUGGAGGGGACAUUUAAGGGCCAUAUAUUUCCAUUUGUAACAUGACUUAAUAUAAUCUAACCUGAGCAAAGUACCACAAAGUAGUGACAUAUGAUGACCACAGAAGAGGAUAAAGGAACAGUUCAGUUAGUUCUGUAAUAGGAUUUUGGUCCAGUCAGUGUGACAGCAGAAGAAUAAGGAGAUUUACUCUGGAUAUUUCUGAAAUUUCUCACAAGUACUUGUUUACUGUAUUUUACAUAUUCCAUGCAGUUUUUGUUAUAGUAGCAGAUGCACAGUGACUGGACCAAAUUUAUGAAAGGUACACAUAAGUAUGAAUCUGAGCAAGUUUUUUUUUUCAUGCUGAUAAAUUAAUACAUGAAAAUUUAUACAUGUAUGUAUCUCACAAUUCCUGAGAUAAGGAUGGAGGUUGAAUUGAAGAUGGUUAUGAAAGUACGGUGAUCGAAGCUGAAUUUGUGAAACCGACAAUCAAAUAUGAUUCUUGCACCAUGAUGUGUGUUGAAUGGUCUAAAUUAAUUAAUUUCUCAUACAACUGCAUCGAUCAGAGCAUCAUGUGUGCGCAACAGGCACAAACUUAUGUAACAGAAAACAAAGAUAAGAAGUUACAUAACACUGUUUUAAAUUCUGUGUACAAAGAAGUAAUUUGGUAUAUACUGUUAUUUUUAAGACAUAAAAAUGUUGAAGACUGUAAAUCUAUGAGAACAUUGUGUUUUAUUCUAAUAAAAUAAUGUAGUGGGUAUUUGUAGGUACUGAAACAGGAAAAUUUAUUUGUGAUUGUUGUAUUUAUGUGUUUGCUUGAUUGUCAUAAGUUUAUUUGCUUUUCUGAAUAAUUUUUACAUUAAGUUUAUUCCCAGUAUGAUUGUACAUAAUAUUUAGCUGUUCAGUGUAAGUAAUAUUUCUUUUCUGCCUUCUGAGAACUGAACUUCUAUUGUUUGAAAGUGACAAGCAGAAUCUUAGAUUUCAGCAGCUCUUAUAUAUUAUAUUAUGUAUAAUUUUAGUAUCAUGAUGUUUUAUUCAUAUAUUUUUUGAGAAUUAAAAUGUUUAAAAUAUUGAUUUACUGUCAGUUUGUUAAUAAUAAGCUUCUUUUGGCUGGUCCAGAAUAAGUAGAUUCUAUUUGUUUGUUGCAGUUAUUUUGCAUCACGAUGUGACUAAUCAGCAGUUCUUAAAUAUAUUAGUGCUCAGGUUGGUAGAAAACAACGAAACUCCAUUUAAGGUUUCUCUGGGGAGCAGUAGAUUUGAUGACUAAACUUAGGAUACUCAUGGAGUAGAUUUAAUGCUUUAUACUAUUGACUUGGGAGCACUGGAGUGGAAUGGCUAAUAAGAAAAGUAUUAAAUUGAGGAAUAUUAAAGAUGGGUUCAACUUAAGCUUAUUUUAUUCGUGUAUAAUUUUAAUGUACAUUUGAAAUGGUUGUGUUGAGGUAAUUGUCUGAUUAUGGUGGAAAACAAAAUUUUUAUGUAAAUAGUGGAUUUUUAUGUGUUAAUUGUGAGAGUGACAAUUCUUUAUUCACAUGGUGUUAUGGUUUAAGCCCUCAUACUCAAAAAAAAUGUUCUUGUCUUCACCAAUAAACAUGAAAGUUCUUAUUUUUCAGGACUUGUCCUGAAAUUAAGCUAAUUGGUGAAAUGCAUUAGUUUAUAGAUUUCAAGGUGUAUAGAAUGACAGGGUAUAUAUAGAAAAGAACUGUCAGACUUUUUUGAUUUGGUUCAUCCUGGUCCAUCACACUAGCAAUAUUGUAACAACACAGCGCGACCCAAACAGCAACAGGACGACACAAAAAAUCCAAUUCUCCAAACAACGGAACUACAAGGUGGUAGAUGCUUGACUUCCUUCAAAGAGAAGAAAUAAAAAGGACACAGACUAAUUUGGUUUGAAAAUUAACAAAAUCUUCUUAAACAUAAUGAUUGUAAUUUAUAAGUAUUUUAACAUAUUAGUACUCAUCGCUGUAAUUGUUAAAAUAUUAGAUCUUAUAUUCAUUGUAUUAUGAUAACAUUGUAUGUAUAUAUUAAUAUUCACAAAACAUUGUAAAAAAUAUUGUAAUAGUGGUUUAUAAUUGUAUUGAUA